Messenger RNA from Rhodamnia argentea, 1499 nucleotides. Its product is annotated as ABC transporter D family member 1-like. NCBI's taxonomy places the organism in Eukaryota, Viridiplantae, Streptophyta, Magnoliopsida, Myrtales, Myrtaceae. Gene Ontology annotation, biological process: long-chain fatty acid import into peroxisome; very long-chain fatty acid catabolic process; fatty acid beta-oxidation. Gene Ontology annotation, cellular component: peroxisomal membrane. The record is from RefSeq and is a predicted model, not a curated record. The coding region runs from base 55 to 1044 and encodes 329 amino acids. The transcript has 7 exons. Gene Ontology annotation, molecular function: ATP binding; long-chain fatty acid transmembrane transporter activity; ATP hydrolysis activity.
UUUCCCACACCAUCAUCAAUCACGGUCGCCGCUGGUGCUCUCAGCUCUCCAACCAUGGAAGAUGAGUCCUUGAACCCACUCCGUCGCAUGUCCAGCCGGACUCGCAAGGUCGCUCCUAAAAUGGUUGCUGCCCUCACCAGCAGCGACAAUCGAACUCAGGUCUGGCUCUCCCUCCCUCUCUCACGUCAUACCUUUGAUUUUGAGCUCUCUGGUGGUGUUAAUCGGAUUUUUGAGCUGGAAGAGCUUCUAGAUGCUGCUGCUCAGUCUGGGGUAUCUGCAUCUGAUGCCAUAUUGCCAUCAAAAAGCAGCAAUCGUCGUUCUGAAGACGUCAUUUCAUUCUAUAAAGUGGACGUCAUUACCCCGGCACAGAAAUUGCUUGCCAGGAAGUUGACAUGUGAUAUUGUAUCUGGAAAGAGCUUACUUGUUACUGGUCCCAAUGGUAGCGGCAAGAGUUCUGUUUUUAGAGCUCUGCGAGGUCUUUGGCCCAUUGUUAGUGGAAGACUCACAAAACCAUCCCAAUCAAUUAAUGAAGCAAGAUCAGGUUGUGGGAUUUUCUAUGUUCCCCAACGGCCAUAUACAUGCUUAGGAACUCUGAGGGAUCAAAUUAUAUAUCCACUUUCACGUGAGGAAGCAGAGAUCAGACUAUCACAGUUUCAUGGAAAUCAGAGAUCAGAUGACUCGACCCACCUAGACAUGCAUCUGAAAACUAUUCUUGAGAACGUCAGAUUAAAUUACCUUCUGGAGAGGGAGGGAGGUAGUUGGGAUGCUAAUAAUAAUAAUUGGGAAGAUGUCCUUUCUCUAGGAGAACAACAGAGAUUGGGCAUGGCUCGUUUAUUCUUCCAGAAGCCCCUGUUUGGCAUUCUCGAUGAGUGCACUAAUGCCACAAGUGUUGAUGUCGAGGAACACUUGUACAGGCUUGCGGCUGAUAUGGGAAUAACUGUUGUCACUUCCUCACAGCGUCCUGCUCUUAUUCCGUUCCACACGUUGGAAUUGCGGCUUAUCGACGGUGAGGGUAACUGGAAACUGCGUCUAAUCAAGCAAUGAUUCUCACUAAGGUGGCAUGUGCUGUUCGAAGAGGUAUAUCCCCGCGUCCUUCAAAAAUAUUUAGAACCACAGCCAUCUUCGGAGGAUUUGCAUAGUUUUGAUGCAUACUUAAGCUGCGUUAGCUCAUUUUUACCUAUCAGGCUGCAUGUGAAAGUAAGCUAGUAGCCUUUGUCUUGAAUGGAUGGAUAUGGAUGAAGAUGGCAUACAUUACCCAAUAAAACUCAGUCAAGAACUUACUAUGUACAGUAUUUCUUUUUUCCUUCUGCAUCAUUAUCAUAGUCAUAGUUUAUGUAGUUUGGUCCUGUUGAUUCAAGACCAAUUUUCUGAUUGAUUCUGUAAGAUGAACCCCUGAUUAUAUUAAAUUAGCCCCACUAAAUAAGCCGGUGGGGAAAGAAUAUCUUCAAUUCCACUUUCUUGUAUGCUAAUGUAGCUAUCAAGAUGACGUGUUCUUUUUA